AUGAGCCAGAAAUUCAAUACAGGCGAUCGCCUCUCCUUUGACGGCGCACUGUGUACUGUGCGAUAUAUUGGCGACGUCGAAGGCACCAAAGGUGACUGGCUUGGAGUGGAAUGGGACGAUCCAUUUCGAGGCAAGCAUUCGGGCGAGCAUAAGGGGAAGAGAUAUUUCACAUCCGGCUCAUUUGUGCGGCCUACUCGGCCCAUAGACAAACCCCAAUCCUUCCUGGAAGCACUUCAUCAGAAGUAUGCAUCUGAGUUCGAGGAAGAGAUUGCAAAGCGGAAAGCCGCGAAUAAUGAUGCGGGCUUUCAGAUGAAUGAUACUAUCCAGUUUAAUGGUAAAGUCGUGGAGGAAGUUGGCUUUGAGAAAAUUAGAAAACAGCUUGCCGAGCUUCAGGAGCUCAAGGUUGUUCUUCUUGAUGGGUUGCGAAUCGCAGGUGUACUUGCAUAUGAUGGUCAGGAUGAGUCCAGAUACAGUGAAGAGUUGCAGAAGAUUGAACGGACGUGUCCCAAGAUUACGGAGUUGGAUCUUACUCGGAACCUGAUUCACCGCUGGCGGGAUGUGCAUGACAUUUGCAAGCAGCUGAAGAAGCUGAGGAGUUUGAAAUUGAAAGCCGUCGCUCCUAUGAGCGUUACAGGAUUACCUGAAAAGCCCAUGACAGUGGACGAGGCUUUCAUGCUGACUCUAGCUCGACUCGAGAAUUUAACCUCUCUCAAUUACAGCAAAAUCACACAACAAGACCGGAUUAAUGGAGAGUUAUAUUACCUUUCCUUGAUCGGCAAAGAAUUAUCUGCUUCCUCGGCGUCGGAUGAGGCGAGAAUCCUCGGCGCGCACCCAAGGUAUUCGGCUCUAUGUGAGACAUACGGCAUACCUACGAUUAUACGUAAAUCAGAAGGAGUUCAGGGGUCGAAUAUCAAGCCAGGUUCAGUCGCUGCACGAUUAGUGACAUUCGAAUUUUACCAGAUGUCGUCAGACUCAACAUCAGAAACUGCCAUCGAUGCAGCAAGCAAGUUGUGUCUGAUACCAAAGACGUUCGAUACGUAUAAAAUAAAGACAAUCGUGUCCCGACUAUUUUCUCUCGCACCAUUACGAUUUCGUCUGGUGUGGGAGACAGAGGAGUGGGAUCCCGUGGAGGAAUUCAAUAUUCUAGGUGGAGAAGAAUGGGAUAGCGAUGAUGAAGGUGAUCACCAACACAAAAGAGGUGAAAGAGGUGGCCAGAAUAAUGAUCGCACCGAACCCACGGUCGUCAAAGCUGAUGGAAGCAAGUUUGUUCGACGUGAAGUCGAGCUUGUAGAUUCCACGAGACAGGUCGGGUUCUGGUUUGAUGAUAAUACUGAUAGACCAAAAUACUGGUGCAAGCACUGCCAAAUCUACAUUCGCGACACCGCAUUCGAAAAAACCCAGCACGAGGCCACAGGCAAACACCAAGGAAACCUGAAACGCUUCCUUCGAGAUAUCCACCGUAAUAAAGAACGCGAAGAAAAAGAGAGCCAACGAACAAAAAAUGAAGUACAAAGGCUUCGAACCCUCGUGGGUGGAAAACCAGCUGGAGGAGAUGCGUCGCAAACCCGCCCGGCGGCAACGGCAGCAUCAGCUGCCGCCACGCCAAGACAAGCGAGUGCAGAGGAUCGAAAGAAGCAAAUUGCACAACUAGCGGAAAUGGGCGUUGCGGUCCCUGAAGAAUAUAGAAGAGAAAUGGCGCUUGCGGGAGAUUGGGAGACGAUAUCAGUACGGAGGAUAACGCCAGCUGAGUUUAGCAAGGACGAUGCAGAGAAUAAACUUAAUAUCGGUGUGAGGAAACGAAAGUUGGAGAAUGAGGAAGAUGAGGAAGAGGCUCAAAUGGUUGCUCAGCCUAGACAUAAAGGAUGGGGCAAUACGACGAGAGAUUAUCCUGGGGCUGGUGGUGGUGAAGACGGUGAUCUGGACGCUCUUCUCAUGAAUACGACGACAGUCAAGAAGAGAGAUGUUCUGGACUUGAAGCCGACAUUGCAAUCAUUAGAGGCAGAAGACGAGGCAGAACCGGGGACUGGUGAGAACACGGAAAAGGACCCAGACGUCUCAGACAUGAGCAAGCUAUUGAAAAAGGAAGAACCUGGCAUAGAACACUCGAUUGAGGCGCCACCACUGCCAGCGGGUGAUGCUCCAGUUGUCUUCAAAAAGCGUAAAAAUAAAGCUGCAAGGCAAUGA
Talaromyces amestolkiae is the source of this 2184-nucleotide messenger RNA. RefSeq lists its product as uncharacterized. Lineage: Eukaryota; Fungi; Ascomycota; Eurotiomycetes; Eurotiales; Trichocomaceae. Gene Ontology annotation, molecular function: RNA binding; zinc ion binding. The record is from RefSeq and is a predicted model, not a curated record. The coding region runs from base 1 to 2184 and encodes 727 amino acids. Gene Ontology annotation, cellular component: precatalytic spliceosome. The transcript is spliced from 4 exons. Gene Ontology annotation, biological process: mRNA splicing, via spliceosome.